Molecule: messenger RNA, 1020 nt
Organism: Trichoplax adhaerens
Lineage: Eukaryota; Metazoa; Placozoa; Uniplacotomia; Trichoplacea; Trichoplacidae
Exons: 7
Coding region: 1-1020 (339 amino acids)
Cellular component (GO): nuclear speck
Molecular function (GO): mRNA binding; protein binding; protein serine/threonine phosphatase inhibitor activity
Source: RefSeq, a predicted model, not a curated record
AUGGCAAAAUUUGAGCCACCGAAGUGGGCUGGUAAACCGACUGCUGGUUUCCAUUUAGAUGUAAUGAAAAAUGGUACUUUGGUUGAGAAAUUAAUAAUUGACGAAAAAAGUUAUUACCUCUUUGGGCGUAAUUCCGAAAAUUGCGAUUUUCCUCUUAACCAUGAAUCGUGCUCUCGUGUUCACAGUGCAAUAGUGUUCCAUAAACAGUUAAAACGAUUUUUCAUCAUGGAUCUUGGCAGUACGCACGGGACAUUCCUUGGAUCAGUAAGGUUAGAAGCAAAUAAACCGCAACAGUUACCGGUAGAUAGCACUAUACUGUUUGGUGCUUCUACUCGAUGUUAUGUAAUAAGAGAAAAGCCUCCGACAAGGGUGAUACCUGUUGGUGGCGAUAAUAGUGAAGAUAACGCUGUCAAAAGUCUACUCUCCUUGCCUGAAAACGAUAACGAAUUAGAUGAUCUAACAGAAUAUAAUACAGCACAUAACAAAAGAAUCUCUUCUUUGGUUAUUGAAAAUGAUAAGUCUAACGAUAUAUUAAUGAGCGGUAAACGCAAGCAUAAAGCUCGCUUAAAGGUACAGUUUGGCCAAGAGGAAAUUAUAAAUCCCGAGGAUGUCGAUUCAAGCGUUGGGAGAUUUAGGAAUAUGGUACAAUCAACAGUAGUGCCCUUGAAAAAACAACGAACUGAAAGGAAUACUUUCGAAGGGAUUGCUGGCGCUGACCACUAUAUUAAUCUACCGAUUAACAAACAUGACCAGGACGAUUCAAAUAUGAUGACUGGAGUAGGAACUGGUUCAUAUUCGAUUUUCUCUGGAUUAACGUCAUCUAUUCGACUUAAUCCAGCUCCAGAUGUUGGUCCAGUUAUUCCUGAUGAAGUAGCAUUACCUUCAGUACCAAUUCCAGCUGGUAAUUUGCCGAUGAAUGAAGUUUCUGCUUCCGAAACCUUAUCAACGAAAAAGCAUAAAGUAUAUGCUAAGGAAGCGUGGCCAGGGAAGAUGGGAAGUGGCCCUUUGUUGGUCUCUUAA